AUGAAGGAAGCAGACUGGCCGCUAGGAUACUAUGCUGUAAUUGUACUGACCUGGUGCCUGAUAUUCGUUACUUUUCCGUUCUCAAUGUUCUUUUGCAUACGGGUAGUACACGAAUAUAAAAGAAUGGUGAUAUUUCGUCUAGGACGAUUAUUGAGAAGCUCACCGAAAGGACCUGGUCUUGUUUUGAUAUUGCCUUGCAUCGACGAACAUCACCUGGUGGAUCUUCGAACAAUGUCUUACGACGUGCCAUCACAGGAAAUGCUGACCAGAGAUUCGGUCACAGUAUCGGUCGAUGCAGCCGUUUAUUUCAAAACAAGAGACCCAGUCGCAACAAUUUCAAGCAUCACGGAUGCUCAUAUGAGUACCAAGCAACUAGCUCAAACGACACUUCGAAAUGUAGUAGGAACCAGAACAUUGAGCGAAAUAAUGAGCGACAGAAAAGGCAUUGCUGCUCAAACGCAAGAAGUAUUACACGAAGGUACCAACCCGUGGGGUAUACAGGUGGAACGAGUGGAAUUAAAAGAUAUCAGGGUUCCUACUGAACUUUGUAGAGCACUUGCGACAGAGGCCGAAGCUGCAAGGAAUGCUGAUGCUAAAGUUGUUUCAGCAUCUGGGGAAUUCGAGGCAUCCGUUGUACUGAAGCAAGCGGCAGACAAGUUUCUUGACUCUCCGGCAGCUGUACAAUUACGUUACCUUCAAACGUUAGGAAAAAUUGCAGCUCAAAAUAAUCAUACUAUAAUUGUGCCUAUACCAUCAAAUUUUAUGAGAAGUAUUUAUAAUAAAUUCUGA
Messenger RNA from Enterobius vermicularis (human pinworm), 789 nucleotides. The record is from the annotation of a GenBank genome assembly. Lineage: Eukaryota; Metazoa; Nematoda; Chromadorea; Rhabditida; Oxyuridae.